AUGUCAUUAGAUCGCAGUGAAAUCAAAAAAUAUAAAGAAUCCACACAAUUUCAAGUCCGUAAAGAAUCAUAUGAUAAAAUUAUGCGUGAAAACCCUGGAAAAUAUCCAUGUGUGAUUAUAAAAGGGAAUCGCUGUAAAUAUAAUAUUCCAACACACAAGUAAUUUAUAUUUAGAUUUGCAUUAGAAGGCUCCAUGACAGUAAGUUGCUUCCUUUACACCCUUCGUAGAUAUUUCAAGCUUUCUCCAAAGCAAGGACUUUAUCUAUAUUUUUCUUAGUUAAAUUGAUAAUUGUUUUUAUAAUAUCAUUAACUCUAAUUUUGCAUUAAUAAGCUUUCGAAUAUCCAAAAUAAAAUAAUAAUGCUUAAAUAUCAAUUAAAAAGAGAUAUAUAUCUUUGCGACACACUUCCAAUGCUAGGAGCAAAAAUCUCUGAACUUCACCAUAUACAUUAAAAUGAAACAAGUGUCAACCUGCCCUCAUGGCGCAACUGUCCAGAUCUUAUAGUCACAGUGAAUGGGACGGACUCCAAAUCGUAACCUCAGGUAAUGUGUAUAGGGUCAGUUUUAACUGCCUUCUUGUGGUUGGUAAUGGAGGGUGCCCGGUAACAUCCUUUGGAUCCAAUGACCCAUGGGCAUUCCUCUACCGAGAAAUUGGGGGUUUCGGCCAUGGCCACAGUGGAACACAGUCUUUUCCUGUAGCUGUCGAAGGAAGACACUUCGACAUCCGACAGACUCCAAGAACUGAUUAUUGGAGUCAAGUUACUCCAAUUGCCUGCAUCAUAGCUGCAAAAAUCCAUAUGCCGCCCACUCAAAACUGAAGCCGCAAGGCAAGAAGGAGAGAGAAAGCACCGGAAGUGGCGCAUAGACUCCGGAUGGUGGCGCAUAGACUCCGGAUGGAGUCGAAAAGCGGUAGAACAUUCAGUAUGGAAGGUCUUUAGUAACUGCGUCACCAAUAUGGCUAGCACCUGACUCUAAAUAACCUAACCUAACCCUGAACUUCACCAACGAUGUUCAGAUGAAGAUGGCUGCCUAUAUUUUGUUCUUACCAAUCAAGAAGAUAAAGGCGCUAUGAGUGUAUAG
Messenger RNA from Blepharisma stoltei, 1077 nucleotides. Lineage: Eukaryota; Ciliophora; Heterotrichea; Heterotrichida; Blepharismidae. The record is from the annotation of a GenBank genome assembly.